GUUCGAAAUGGUUUGGCUGAUACCGCAUUGUUUUGCAGAAUUAGUUCAUGAGAUAUACUGUUGAUUUGUAGAUGUUUCUGAUGUAGGUUUAUCAAUGGGGCCGAGUUGAGUAGUUUACCAGUUGAACUCAGCUGAAAGAUUUUGAUGUGUGGAAUUAAGACUGGACUUCGUUUGUAAUCUAAUGAAUGCUGACAAACGGGCUUAUUGAUUUGACCUGGAUCCAAGAUUUGUAGUUUAGUUUAUCUUCAGAUUUGAGUGCCCAUAAUCUUUUUGACAAUGCUAUUUAAUGGAAUAAAGGGGGAAAAAGGACAGAAGUAAAUGGAAAAAUGAGCUUACUAACCAAGGAGGAGCUCAGAGCAUUUUUCAAAUACUAGUGUUUAGUCUCUUUGCCCUAAAUUAGUGAAUCAGGCAAGAUGUUUUUGUGCGGAAUAACAAACAAUUCGUAAGUGCAAAAUACUCAUAACAGAAAAGAAAUGUGGGACAUGGGAACUCCUUCACAACAGUCUAGCAUCAUAUUGCAUUCCCAUUUACUAUCAGUCAAGGAAGUUUCAUUAAUGUAAAUAGAAAAAUGAGGCUUUGACAUAAGUAUGUUGAUGAAGAAAAAUAUAUUUUUUUCCCAAUAUCAGAAGAGCCAUUGGUUUGACAAAAAUAAAGGAUAUCUAUUCAUCUUCGAUCACAGAUGAUGAGCUUUACAUGAAGCAUGUUACUCUACCCAUUUUCUAACAACUGCACACACAUGAUCUCCAGAAAUGUUUUGGUCUAUGACCCAUAAUCUCAGCAGGUUUUAAAACUUGAGUAAUAUUUGCAAAGAUCUUUGUCCUUCUAGAGGUGGACUCUUUGGAGCAGCUUUUCAGUCAGUUGAUUAAUUUCCAAUGCGGGAAUGUUUGCAAAUCUAUCUUGUUAUUUCUGUUGUUAUGUUUCUGCCCUCAAGUUAUAUCAUUAGGCUGCCCAGCAAUUACUUUGUCAUUGAGUGGAAUAUGGGUUGUCAGAAUCCUCUGUUGAAGCUAGCAUUUCAUUCCUAAGGUUAUAUUUGGUUUGUUUAGAAGAAUAACUUUAUUCUUUUGAUUUCUGCUUCAAUUUGAGAAUUCACAUAUGUAUGGGCCUCAAGCACAUUGGGCCGUAAUACAUAAUUUGUAAUCUGCUCAGUUAAUAACUUAAUGCCUAGUGAUUAGUUUACCCAAUCAAGUUCCUGCUGCAUUUUAAACCAGUAAUACUUUUUCAAGCCCUGUUUGAAGUUCCUCUUGUGACAACAUCUCGAAGUAUUGACAUAUGUGCUUGACUGUUAGUGAACUGUUAUUCUGAUAUUUAUUUGUUGAAUAUGAAGCCUCCUGUUACUGACUCAAAAUCUCACCCGUGUGGGUGUUUGGGGGUGAGGGCCAUCGUUCGCACUUGUGUGUGUGCCUCUCUUUUUGUCUCUGUAUGUCUCAGGAAGUUUGCUCUGCAUGCUAAAUUCUCUUCUGUUCUCUUUAGGAUAUGUAAUUUAUUUUAUUCAGGCAUUUUGUUUUUCUCCAUCGUUAGAGUCAUGUCUUUUGAUUGCAGUUGGAAAAGGAGAAUUGUUUUUGAGUAUGAAGGAGACAGAAAAGAAGAGAAAUCCAAAAAAUACUAAAACAAAGCAUUCUGCAAGAUCUGAACAAAGAGAUCAAAAACUGCAUCAAGAGAAUGCCUUCAAAAUUUUUUUCAAAGCAAAAGAAACAAAUUCUAAAGCUUCAUCAGCUAAAUUGGACUCUAGUAUCUUAGUGACUGAUUCAAAUAUGGGCAUAGAGCCCUCUGAAGUUUUUGAAAACAUUGUUAUACUUUAUGUGAAUGAUGUCUACAGGUCUGAGGAGGCAUCUCAACAUCUGCAAAUCCUUCAAAUGGUUGAUAAAGAAAGCAUUGAUAAAUUUACUGAUUACUCUACUGAUUUCAAUAAAGAAUCGAAGGAGGGGAGGGGAGAAGAAUCAGAUUCUGAUACAAUAAAUGGUUCAGUAUCGUCUCAAGGGGAUACACAAAUAGCUGAGGAUCAGAAAGUAGAAAGAGCUUCAGGAGUUCCAAAAAGGAUUGCCAAAAAGAAUACCUCUGACAGUUGUUCCCGUUCAUCAAGAUUAAAGUCUGACCGGGGGAAAAAUAUUGCACAGAGAAAGCAAAACACUCCAAACAAAGCCACAAAAUCAAAUAAAGGACUUUCUGUAUCCGCAACCAAAAAUAUGUCUGAUAACAACUCAAAAAUUAUGAAAGUUCAUCCAAAACCUUCAUCAGAAUCCUCUGAAGGAGUUGAUGAUAAGCUUCUUGUAGACGCAAAGGAAGUGGAUAUCAUGGAUGAAGCCUCAAAUGGAGCUCAGAGUGUUGAGAGUGAUGAUGAAACUGUCAAUGCUGAGGAAAAUGGAGACCAUGAAGACAACAUGGCUUUGGAUAAAAAAAUUGAAGAAAUGGAAAUGAGAAUUGAGAAACUUGAAGAGGAGCUUAGAGAAGUUGCGGCUCUUGAAAUUUCGCUUUAUUCUGUGGUACCAGAGCAUGGCAGCUCGGCACAUAAGCUGCACACACCAGCAAGGCGCCUUUCCCGACUAUAUAUCCAUGCUUGCAAAAAUUGGUCUCAAGAUAAGCGGGCCACGGUUGCUAGGAAUUCUGUAUCGGGGCUUGUUUUGAUUGCCAAGUCCUGUGGCAACGAUGUUCCGAGGUUAACUUUCUGGUUGUCAAACACAGUCGUUCUGAGGGAAGUUAUUUCUCAAGCAUUUGGCAGUUCGUGUCAUUCAAGUGCUCUAACAAAGAUUAUUGAAUCAAAUGGAGGAGAGAAGAAUAGCAAAGGGACGCCUUCAUCACUAAAAUGGAAUGGUAGUUCUGGCAGCAGACAAUCAAACAAACUUGGUUUCAUGCAGUUCAUUGAUGACUGGCAGGAAACAAGAACCUUCACAGCUUCACUCGAGAAAGUUGAAUCCUGGAUUUUCUCUCGCAUAGUUGAAUCAAUAUGGUGGCAGGUAAAUACUUCACUGACUACUGUGCUGAUGUUGUGGACCUUGGCUCCUAAUAUGCAAUCUCCAGCUGAGGAUUCGAAUAACAAUAAAACUAUUGGAAGGAUAUUGGGACCUGCCUUGGGUGACCAGCAGCAGGGCAGCUUUUCCAUCAACCUUUGGAAGAAUGCCUUCCAGGAUGCUUUUAACAGACUUUGUCCCGUUCGUGCAGGGGGACAUGAAUGUGGUUGCUUGCCUGUCUUGGCAAGAAUGGUAAUGGAACAAUGUGUUUCCAGAUUAGACGUAGCCAUGUUCAAUGCUAUUCUCCGUGAGUCUGCGCAUGAGAUCCCAACUGAUCCUGUAUCAGAUCCUAUACUUGACCCCAAGGUUUUGCCCAUACCAGCUGGAGAUUUGAGCUUUGGGUCUGGUGCACAACUCAAGAAUUCGGUAUGUAUCAGAAUCAAUUAG
Ilex paraguariensis (yerba mate) is the source of this 3392-nucleotide messenger RNA. NCBI's taxonomy places the organism in Eukaryota, Viridiplantae, Streptophyta, Magnoliopsida, Aquifoliales, Aquifoliaceae. The record is from the annotation of a GenBank genome assembly.